AUUUACUAGGACCACCAGAACAGGUGACAGCAUAUUGUUGGGAACUUUGAGGCUUUUGCGCCAGAAUGACUCAACAACCAACAGCUACAUAGGCAUCGCAACGUUGUGUUAUUUUUCGUUUUGUCCUGUUCGUUCCUCGUAGUUUAAAAAGGAAGUGGUACUAAUUGCGUGCUAUCGUUUCACUUCCGUAUUUCUUUUGACGUCUAACUCCUGUGUUAACGUUAGUUGUACACCACUUUUUCGGUAUGAAGAGGAUAACAAAGUGGGGUCAAUUAUAUAAAACACGCAAUGAUUCGGACUCAAAUUCGGUCCUGGAAAACUUCACAGGCAAGCUACCUAUGCUCCCUCUGGAAGUCCUGGAGGAGAUACUGCUGAAUGUACAUCCACACCAGGUGGUGUGUGUCUGUCGACUGGUGUGUCAUGAGUGGAAAGAAGUAGUAGACAGUGAUUCUCUUUGGAGAGAGAGGUGCCGAAGAGAGGGAUACCAGACAUGUGAUGCCACUAAACUACCGGAAGACUGGCGUUUAUUUUACUUCUUGUGUAAGAAGAGACGUAAUCUUAUCAAAAACCCCGGAGCAGAGGAUAAAUUCAAUGGCUGGCAGAUUAUGAAGAAUGGAGGGGAUCAAUGGAACAUAGAGCCAGGGGACCUUAAUAACACGGCCAUAAAAUACUUUGUGACUUCUUACGCGACCUGCAUGAAGUCUCAACUGAUUGACUUGGAGGAAGAGGGUUACAGGCCUUCUUUAAUGGAUGACUUUCAACCUGCCAUAGUAAUAUCUGACUGGUAUGCUCCACGCUGGGACUGUGGCUCUGAAUAUGAGAUCUGUGUUGAGUUGCUAAAUCAAAAGAAGAAGCCAAUUAGGAAGUUUAGUCCAGAUACUGUCAUCUUUCAACAGUGGAAUGAUCAGAAAUGGAAUCAGAUGACUCAUGUGUUCAAGAAUUAUGGACCAGGUGUGCGAUACAUCCGAUUCAUUCAUGGGGGAAAGGACACUCAGUUCUGGGCCGGCUGGUAUGGAAUAAGGGUCACCAACAGUAGCGUUGAGAUCUGCCUAUCAGUGGACAGAUAGCUUUCGGGGUGUUCCCAAUUUCAAGAGGUUACAUGUGAAUGUUGUGCCUACUUGAAAGCUUUACUUUAGCAUCUGAAAUCUCCCUUAGAAUACUUUUGUGUAUACCUUGUUCCAGCUUUUCUGUCUUAGGCAAUAUGUUGUUUCUCUGUGGAUAUAGACUAUUUUGGCUGUAGAAUAUAUCAUUUGUGUCCGUCUCUGAAUUAUACAGACCAAUACAAAUAUGCACUGUAUAUGGCUGGAAUACAUUGAAGCCAUAAACAAAGACAGACAGACCAAGGAAAGUGCUAACUUGAAUGUAAUUUAGUAUGUAUAUAAACGUCUGACCCACUUUGACAAAUGCCACACUAAACGUUUGCAAUCUUUUGGUUGAAUUCACCUACUUUUCUUAACAUGUAUAAGAAUGUAAUUGUUAACAUGUACAGUACCAGUAAAAAGUUUGGACACAC
Messenger RNA from Salvelinus namaycush (lake trout), 1513 nucleotides. Its product is annotated as F-box only protein 6-like. Gene Ontology annotation, molecular function: protein binding; ubiquitin protein ligase activity. Lineage: Eukaryota; Metazoa; Chordata; Actinopteri; Salmoniformes; Salmonidae. Gene Ontology annotation, cellular component: SCF ubiquitin ligase complex; cytoplasm. The coding region runs from base 246 to 1067 and encodes 273 amino acids. The record is from RefSeq and is a predicted model, not a curated record. Gene Ontology annotation, biological process: glycoprotein catabolic process; SCF-dependent proteasomal ubiquitin-dependent protein catabolic process. The transcript has 6 exons.